This is a messenger RNA of Penaeus indicus, 2070 nucleotides long. Its product is annotated as carboxypeptidase B1-like. The record is from RefSeq and is a predicted model, not a curated record. Gene Ontology annotation, molecular function: metallocarboxypeptidase activity; zinc ion binding. Gene Ontology annotation, biological process: proteolysis. The coding region runs from base 151 to 1824 and encodes 557 amino acids. The transcript has 15 exons. Lineage: Eukaryota; Metazoa; Arthropoda; Malacostraca; Decapoda; Penaeidae.
CGGGCGACCCCGUUUCCCGAGUGUAGACCACGCCACCGCCCGUGCCCGCGCCCACAGGACCUCUGAGGAGUCAGUCGUCGUUUCUCUGCCGCGUCUACAGUACAUAAGUCGUGCGUGCGCUGCAUUCCGUCCCCUAGAAGAACGAGUGCAAUGGCCAAGGGGCGCCCCAGCGUGCUGCUGUUUCUGUUUUCACUCACUUUCCUGCUGGUCCACACGCUGCCGUAUGAGCCUAAUGCGAAGUACAACGGAUGGCAGGUGAAGCAAGUGAGGCUGGACGACGGGUCUCCGGAAGCGCUUGUUCAAGAGUUCUACGACCUUGAAGAUCCAAACUUGCUACAGGUUCUCCGAGUCAGCAGAGUGCAAGACGAAACAGACUUCGGCUUGGCAGAAAUAGCCGUAGCACCGACUUAUGAGGAAGAAUUCACGAACGCGUUAACUGCGAAGGGCCUCAAUUAUACGACUGCCAUCACAGAUCUCGCCACGAAACUAUCUAUGGACGAGCCGUCCCUGCGCAGAGCCGAUCUGCUCCGCGGCGUUGCCACGUUCGAGCGCUUUAUGAGUUUCGAGGAGAUCCAGGCGCACGUGGAGGAGCUGCCGAACCAGUAUCCGGGGCAGGUGAAGGUGCGGGAGCUGGACCGCACCACCGAGAAUCGGCCCAUCUACUUGGUGACCAUCCACAGCGGUUCCAGCAAGAAGAGUCCCGUGAUCUUCGUGGACGGAGGUAUGCAUGCCCGCGAGUGGGCGAGCCCUGCGGCAGCACUGUUCCUGGUGGGCCAUCUGCUGGAGUCGCCGGCCCUCACGCGCGACGUCGAGUGGCGCAUCGUUCCGGUCCUCAACCCCGACGGAUACGUGUAUUCAUGGACCACCGAUCGCAUGUGGCGCAAGAAUCGAGGCGCGACGAGGUCGCUCCUCUGUACGGGCGUCGACAUCAACCGGAACUUCGAUUACCACUGGGGAGAGUCGGGGUCCAGCAAACAACCCUGCUCCUCCAUCUACCAGGGGAUGACGCCGUCCAGCGAACCCGAGACGAACGCCUUGAUAAGCGCUGUCCUGGAGGUGAAGAGAAGGGUCAAGGCCUACGUAUCUCUCCACGCCUACGGGCAGUACAUCCUAUAUCCAUGGGGGUAUCGCAGGACCACGCCUAAGAAUAGCGCUGAAUUGUCGGGGUCCAGCAAACAACCCUGCUCCUCCAUCUACCAGGGGAUGACGCCGUCCAGCGAACCCGAGACGAACGCCUUGAUAAGCGCUGUCCUGGAGGUGAAGAGAAGGGUCAAGGCCUACGUAUCUCUCCACGCCUACGGGCAGUACAUCCUAUAUCCAUGGGGGUAUCGCAGGACCACGCCUAAGAAUAGCGCUGAAUUGGAGGAGGUUGGCCAAGGGAUGGCGGAGGCAAUACGCAAGGCUCAGGGGAAAGUCUUUGCUGUUGGGAGCAGUGCAAAGCUCCUUUACCCUGCCGCAGGAGCCUCGGACGACUGGGCGCUGGGCGUGGCCAAAGUGCCCCUAUCCUACACCCUGGAGCUGCGGGACGAGGGCGCGGCCGGCUUCGUGCUUCCGCCGAACCAGAUCAUUCCCGCAGCGAACGAGGCGUGGGCGGCCAUGAAGUACCUCGGCGAGUACGUGGCCAAGCAGGAGGCCCCAAGGCAGGAGGCCCUAGUGCGGGAUGGCGGCUUCGCUGCGCCCGCCGUCGAGCAAAGCGGUGCGCCCGGCAUCCGCACGGCAGAUCCCAUGUUACCCAUGUUUCUCGAUGGCUUCGCCGACCGCGAUGACAGCGAAAGCAACGAGAGCGACAGCACGGAAGAAAGCUUCAGCGAUGAGGCGUUCUAGGGCGAAGGUCUCCGCGCCAGUGUCUGUGACCUCCGAAUUAUUGCCAUUCAAGAAAAGUGAUAACGUAAUGUGAACAAGAACACAUACACACGUAAAUAUGCAUGCAUAUACAUAUAUAAUGACACACACACACGCACGCACACACACACACACACACACACACACACACACACACACACACACACACACACACACACACACACACACACACACACACACACACACACAUACACACACACACACACA